This is a messenger RNA of Branchiostoma floridae (Florida lancelet), 1172 nucleotides long. RefSeq lists its product as uncharacterized. Gene Ontology annotation, biological process: signal transduction; chloride transmembrane transport; chemical synaptic transmission. The transcript is spliced from 6 exons. The record is from RefSeq and is a predicted model, not a curated record. Gene Ontology annotation, cellular component: synapse; neuron projection; membrane. Gene Ontology annotation, molecular function: transmembrane signaling receptor activity; neurotransmitter receptor activity; extracellular ligand-gated monoatomic ion channel activity. The coding region runs from base 60 to 1172 and encodes 370 amino acids. Lineage: Eukaryota; Metazoa; Chordata; Leptocardii; Amphioxiformes; Branchiostomatidae.
AGAGAGCCUGCUAUGGAGGUUACAGAUUUACCUCCCCAAUCGAUGCGCUUUGCUGCGGUAUGCUGAAUUUAAGUGAGAAAUGCAGGAAACCCAUAAAUAUACUGGCCCCACAUAGAGGCAUCUUAUAUAUGCAUCCCGUAUAUAUAGACGGGCUCAGUAGGAUAACAAUUAAGAAAGAUCCACCGGUGUUUGUUGUAUUCCCAAUUACACACGAUUAUGCUAUAUAUUCCAGAUACACGCUGACGUCCAAGUGUCACAUGGCGUUGGGAGCAUAUCCACUGGACGUGCAGAACUGUGCAUUGGGAAUGAAUCUGUUUAAAGGUGGCCGUCUCGUCUGGGGUCCGAAGACAGAGUGGUUCUGGGAUGAAAACAAGCCCCCGGUUGUUGUGAAGUCGUCCGGCAUCAACGCGCAGUUCCAGCUUAUCAAGAUCCACGCCUUCUCCUAUGUCAACUCGCACACCGAACGCGGUAAAAACUGUGUGUAUGCAGUAUCCACCUGUGACUUCCGGGCGUUGGAGGAUGAGUGCCUGUUGCAUGACUGCGUCAGUGCAGACAGACUGGGGACGGCACACUGCGAGAAGUGCAACUUCUACGGAAACUGCACAUCUGGAGGGGCCGACAUCACAUGCGAUGCUGAGGACCUGAAACAAGCCACGGGUCUAAGCUGCUUCACCUCGGGGCAGAUCCGCUUCGCGCUCGUCAGGCGGAUCAACUUCCACUUCAUCCAGACUUACGCACCGACCCUGACCACUGUCGCCAUGAGCUGGACGUCCUUCUGGGUCAACCCUGAGGUGGUGCCUGCCAGGGUGUCUCUCAACGUGGUGACUGUGCUCACCAUGCUCACACAGACCAGGAAAGUUGAGUAUUUCCCGGAGGUGUCGUACGUACGUGCCAUUGACGUGUGGCUGUUCGCCUGUCAGUGGUUCGUCUUCGUGUCUCUGAUCGAGUACGGCGUGGUCCACUACUACAUCCGGCGCGACUCCAAGGCAGUGGACAAAUCUAAUGAGACAGAAGGGCGCGGCUGCUGCAAGACUCUGACGCCCAAGGAGAAGGCAUUACGUCACGACUACGCUGCCCGCGUAUGGUUCCCUGUCUGCUUCGUGCUCUUCAUGAUUGGCUACUUCGGCUACUACGUCAUCGAUUGGGUCAAGUACUCUACCGGGGCCAUAUAA